AGCUGAGUACAAAUAUGGAGGCUCUAGACCCUUCCAGAGCUGAGAUUUUAGUUGUGAAGAAGAGCAAUGUCUUCCAGCUACACGUGGAUUUGGCAAGUGAACAUGUAGUGGGUCCCAAACAGAGAGGAUGGAACGGGGGCAAAGAGUCCGUUUAUCUGGGCAGCAAACCGGAUACCAUAGCUGUACCAGGUCUCCCAUCCGCCGUCCUCCCUUUCCAUGGGUGCGUGAGGAAAGCCGUACUCAACCACAGGACUGUCAUGCUGUCAAAACCCUCAUCUGUGUCUGGAUCUGUGGGGACUCAGGGCUGCCCUGCCUUAUAGACCACACCUGCAUUAACCCCUAAAUACUCCACGUACACUGACACUAUCAAAUCAACAGGUGGUGGGUUUGCUUAGCCUUUAAUGUAAACAGAUAUUUAUGGUUACUUUUAUGACACCCAUGUAUGUA
Molecule: messenger RNA, 447 nt
Organism: Pimephales promelas (fathead minnow)
Lineage: Eukaryota; Metazoa; Chordata; Actinopteri; Cypriniformes; Leuciscidae
Product: laminin subunit alpha-4
Source: RefSeq, a predicted model, not a curated record